Molecule: messenger RNA, 2607 nt
Organism: Chilo suppressalis (striped riceborer)
Lineage: Eukaryota; Metazoa; Arthropoda; Insecta; Lepidoptera; Crambidae
Source: the annotation of a GenBank genome assembly
GUUGGUUCCGGGCACUGCAUCUGCAGUCUUUAGCACCCACCAAUCUGCACUAGGCCCACUUGGUGGGUCAGGGCCCAGGCUCAUUCCGUACACCCCUAUGUACCUGCAGUGAGGACAUUAAUAAUAAUAAAAAAUAAUAAUGUUAAAUAAUAUAAUAACUGUAAAAAAAUUAUAUUUAGAAAUAUAAUUUUGUAUGUAUAUUUAAUGAAAUAAAGGAAAUAAUAAUAAUAACGAAAUAGGUUCUCAUCACAACAUAACAUAACACAACACAACACAACACAUGCUGCACUUACUUGGUUUCGGCCCGUAAUUGUAGUAAAAACCAGCCAAAGAGCUGAGAAAAAAAACACUAUACAAAUAAUAAUAAUGUUUUAUUUCAGAUACUAGAUCCAUAGAAAUGUUACUAACAAUCAAACCUUAAUAGUUAUUAAUUGACAACUUGCGCGUUGCGCCUGAAAAUUGUUAACAUGGUCAUUCCAUUUCAAUUACCUUUCAAUAAAACCACGGUGACCACGGACGAAGGAUUCCGCUAUAGAACACAGACCCUUUUGUUGCUGGGGCCGACGUCGCGUUGCCAUGGCGACAAAUAAUCAACAUAAAAGUCGGGCGCGUAUUAACGUCCAACAACUCGCGAAUGACCCGCAUAAGGCGAUAAGUAUUCCUGCUCAAUUAUGGAUUUUUCCGAGGACAGUGUGCUAGGCAGGCAGAGUGCGGCGAGGCGGCCGGACGCGCCGCGACCACUGUCUAGGAGGGGGUUUCAGGACUAUACUGGCACCGCCUCGGCUGUAUCCAGGAGUGCAGUCAUGAGACCGACAUCAGCCUACCGGCCUGCAGGCGGAACUGCCUCCAGGAUGUCCACAGCUGGGUUUGGGCCAGCACCGCCCACUGCCAGCAGACAGCCAGCUAUGACAGGAUUUUCUAUGAUAGAUCGACCUAUAACCCAGCAAGGUAUAUCAGGUCUACGUACGGGCACCACUAGAGGUUUUCGCACGAGACAAUUGCAAGAUAAACGGUACUGGGAGGAACUGAUGCAAGUCAAAAUACGCGAGAUGAAAGCAGAAAUUGCGCGCCUGAGCGAACAAGCCGACGCCGGUGAAAGGGAGAAAUCAGCAAAGAAACAUUAUGAAAAACGAGUAAGGGAGUUGGCACAGGAACUGACAGAUUUACAAGGUCGCCUAGCGGACUACAAUACUGCAAUAAGAAUAGUAAACGGGGAAGCCACCAAGCUAUCGGUAGAAGAACAAACGAGAGAACUGGAACUUAGUAACAGAAAAUUACAAGAAGAAGUCGAACAAGUAUUUUUGGAAAAACAAAGAAAAGAAAACCAAUUACGGCAGCUGCGAGAACAAAUGGAUAAGGAACAAUCAACAAUAACAAAGUUGCUGACAGAAAUGACGCAGGAACAGAAAGAUCAAUUCAACGAGUUGGAAGCGACUGCCACGACCCUCAGAGAAGAGGUGGAACAAACGAGAGCACAAAUAGAUCAUCUGAACAGAGAGAAGGAAGAAUUCAAUAAAGAAAUAUCUGGAUCACAGAUUAAAAUGCAUUUGUUAGAGUUGCAUCGUCGUCUAGCUGCGGCUGAGGAAAAAAGAGACAACAUAAAACACGAAUUGGACAACCGUUUGGAUCCACAGGAAGAAAGAGAAAAGCUAUUGCAUCAGGUUCGCGAGGACAAUUCAUCCAUCGCUGCUUUAGACAGUAACUCUGCCAAUUUGAAGGAACAAAUAAAGAAAGUCCAAGAGCUUAUUGAACAAGCAGAACAAGACUUGGAAGAGGGUAAUUCUGAACGCCAUCAGAAAUACAGAGAAUUGAAGAAGAGAGAAGAAACUAUGGAUGCUUUCAUGGCCAGUUACGAAGACAACGUUAAGAAAGAGAAGGAAAGAAUAGCACAAUUGGAAAAAGACAUCGUAUUCUCUUUGGAUCAUAGCAGUUCUAAUAUAGAUUUGGAUUUGAGCGAGAUUGAUAGUCUGAAACAGAAAGAAGGCUACACGGGUUAUGACGACAGUAAAAAAUCUGUUGAUUCCCUCACGAAGGACUAUGAGAGAUUUCUAGCUAAUUUAAAAAAGGCCGAAUCCACACGUGAACGACUUGCAACGGAAUUACAAACUCUACCGGAGAAGACGAAAUUUAUGAAAGAUGAGCUUGUAACGUUGUCCGAUCUAGAACGAUUGAGAGAUGAAGGUGAAGAGCAAAAGAAGGCACUAGAAACGGAAAUGCAACUUCUAAAAGAAAAACUCGCACCCACCGUGAGCGCCGUUGACGAAGCGUCGCAAAAGCUGAAAAAGUUGCAGGAAAGCUUGGAUGGAAACGAAAUGUACGCCAAACUGAACAGUCUCGAAGAACAAAUAGCGCAACUGGAGUCUAGGAAAAUUGUUCUGGAGGAAGACAUUGCUUCUAUAACCCUCAAAGCAGACUACGAACCUCUCAAGAAACAAGCUCUUGAAGAACUAGCGAAUUUAAACAAGAAAAUCAUCGAAGAUUUAAACAGCUCUAAACCUUAUUAAAUUUUAUCUAAAUAGUUCAUAUUUCCGAGGCAUAGGGUUUAUAUUAAGUAAUGUAAAAGUUAAGGUUCAAUAUGUUUUGAAAUAAAACAAAACAGUAUGAUAA